Molecule: messenger RNA, 4095 nt
Organism: Melampsora larici-populina 98AG31
Lineage: Eukaryota; Fungi; Basidiomycota; Pucciniomycetes; Pucciniales; Melampsoraceae
Exons: 24
Coding region: 1-4095 (1364 amino acids)
Biological process (GO): transmembrane transport
Cellular component (GO): membrane
Molecular function (GO): ATP hydrolysis activity; ATP binding; ABC-type transporter activity
Source: RefSeq, a predicted model, not a curated record
AUGCAGUCUCACGGUUUCCGCCUCAAGACAAUUGGCGUCAUUUUCUCAGAUCUCGCUGUUAGUGGUAUGGGUGGUGUAAAACUCCCGAUCCGUACAUAUCUGCAUGCUAUCAAGGAUCAUAUUUUCCUUCCAAUAACGAUGAUUACGAGUCGAUUUAAGAAGCCACCUCCUUCGAAGUUGAUCCUUUCUGGCUUCAACGGUUUCGUUCGUCCAGGAGAGAUGUGCCUUGUGCUAGGUCGGCCUAACGCAGGUUGCUCGACCUUCCUCAAGGUGAUUGCCAACCAACGAGGCGGUUUUGUGGAUGUGACUGGCACAGUUGAAUAUGGUGGGAUAGAGGCCGAAACGAUGGCCAAGCGCUACAAGGGAGAAGUUGUUUAUAAUCCUGAGGAUGAUGUACACCAUCCUACUCUUACAGUUGGACAGACCCUAGAUUUUGCUCUUUCAACAAAGACACCCGCAAAGAGGCUUCCAGACGAAACUAAAAAGAUUUUCAAAGCAAAAGUUCUCGAUUUGUUGCUUCGUAUGUUGGGCAUCUCCCACACCAAAGAUACAUACGUCGGAAACGAGUUCUUUCGUGGAGUAUCAGGUGGAGAGCGGAAGCGUGUAUCAAUUGCUGAAAUGAUGACUAAUCGCGCUUGCGUAUUAUCUUGGGACAACUCAACUCGUGGUCUUGACGCAUCUACUGCACUACAAUACGCUCGUUCGCUUAGGAUUUUGACCAACAUAUUCAAGACGACCAUGUUUGUAACAUUAUACCAAGCCGGUGAAGGCAUAUAUGAACAAUUCGACAAAGUGUGCCUCAUUAAUGAAGGUCGCCAAGUCUACUUCGGUCCCGCCUCUGAGGCUCGGGCUUACAUGAUGGGAUUAGGAUACAAGAAUCUACCUCGACAGACCACUGCUGAUUAUCUUACUGGCUGUACCGAUCCGAAUGAGAGACAGUUCGAAGAUGGUGUAGACCCAGCAAGAAUACCAAAGACACCUGUGGAGAUGGAGCAUGCUUAUCUCAAUAGUGAUCUUUGUCAACGAACUCGGGCGGAGAUGAUAGCCUACAGUGCACAAGUAAAGGGCGAAUCACGUGCGAGGGAAGAUUUUUUUCAAGAGGUAAAGGAUUCUCGGUAUAAAUACACCUCCAAGCGGUCACCUUGCAUAGUUCCAUUUUAUAGCCAGGUUUGGUUUUUGAUGGUUCGAGAAUUUAGACUGAAGUUGCAAGAUAGAUUGGCUUUGAUAUUGAGCUGGGCCACCACAAUAUUCAUCUCGAUCGUUGUUGGGAGUGUGUUUCUUGAUUUGCCUAAAUCUUCUGAAGGGGCGUUCACUAGGGGAGGAGUGAUGUUUUUGGCUUUGCUAUUUAGUAUGUUUAUUGCCUUGGCGGAACUUCCGGCCCAGAUGGUAGGUCGGCCAAUCAUUUGGAGACAGACCUCUUUUUGCUUUUAUCGUGGCGGUGCACUUGCUAUAGCCACUACUUUGUCCGAUAUCCCAUUCUCCGCCCCAAAGAUCCUUGCCCUCUGUAUAAUUCUAUACUUCUUGGCAGGUCUGGCUUUGAAUGCGGCGGCUUUUUUCACUUUCUAUUUCAUCAUCUAUCUCAUCUACCUCUCCCUCAGUGCCCUCUUCAGGUUCUUGGGGGCAACCGCGUCUAGUUUUGAUAGUGCAGCACGUAUGGCCAGUAUCAUGUUUAUGACUAUGGUCCUUUACAGUGGUUAUUUGAUACCUCGGCAGCAGAUGAAGCCUUGGUUGUUUUGGUUGUGGUAUAUCAAUCCGAUCAGCUACGCUUUUGAGGCGCUCAUGGGCAACGAGUUCGGUCGUUUUCAUAUGCCUUGUGAAGGAGACUCAGUAGUUCCGAACGGGCCAGGGUACCCUUCUUUCCUUGGAUCCAAUCAAGUUUGCAUCCUUCCUGGUUCACGACGAGGUUUCACUACAGUAACCGGAAAUCAUUACAUCCGCGCUGCAUACUCUUAUAAUUCCCGAAACAUCUGGAGGAACGUCGGAAUCGAGUGUGCAUACUUUGCUGCUUUUCUUUUCUUUUAUUUCUUGGCCAUGGAUAACAUGUCAUCAGCCUCAGGAAGUCCAUCGGUGAUCUUAUUUUCACAAGAAAACGGAGAGCGAAGAAAGUUGAAUGAGAGACUGGAAUCCAGAAAGCAAGAUUUCAGGAACGGAACAGCUCAACAAGAUUUGACUGGGCUUAUAACUACUCGGAAGCCCCUAACGUGGGAAGCAUUGACAUAUGACGUAAAGGUACCUGGUGGGACGAAUCGACUUCUGAAUGAAAUUUACGGUUAUGUAAAACCGGGAACUCUCACUGCAUUGAUGGGCGCGUCAGGUGCUGGAAAAACCACCUUGCUCGAUGUCUUGGCCAAUCGGAAAAGUACUGGUGUAGUUGGGGGUGACAUAUGUAUAUCAGGACGGGAACCAGGGUCAAACUUCCGACGCGGGACAGGAUAUUGCGAACAGCAAGAUGUACACGAGCCAACUGCGACAGUACGGGAGGCUUUCAGAUUCUCAGCUUAUCUGCGACAGCCUACACAUGUUUCAAUUGAAGACAAAAAUGCAUACGUCGAGGAGGUGAUCCAGCUGUUAGAACUUGAAGAUUUUGCAGAUGCCAUGAUUGGAUUCCCCGGUUUUGGAUUGGGAGUUGAGGGAAGAAAACGGGUGACAAUUGGUGUGGAGCUGGCUGCCAAACCACAAUUGUUACUUUUUCUCGAUGAACCUACCUCUGGGUUGGAUGGACAAAGUGCGUACAACAUUGUGCGAUUCCUGAAAAAGUUGGCGGCAGCCGGCCAAACCAUUCUGUGUACGAUACAUCAGCCCAAUGCACUUCUUUUCGAGAAUUUUGACCGGCUUCUGCUAUUGAAGAGGGGAGGCAGAUGUGUUUACUUUGGGGACAUCGGACAAGACUCGUAUAUACUGCGCUCAUACUUUGAAAAACAUGGAGCUCGAUGUCCCAGUGAUGCCAAUCCCGCGGAAUUCAUGUUAGAGGCGAUUGGUUCUGGAAACUCUCGCCCAAUGGGCGGUGAUAAGGAUUGGGCAGAUCGGUGGUUGGAAAGUGAGGAACACGCUGAAAACAAACAGGAGAUUGUACGUUUGAAACAAGAAUCGCUUUUAGAUCCGUCACAGCACUCCGAGGAAAAAGCUACAAAUUGUUCGUCUUUUUUUCUUCUUCUAAGGAUUGUGGCCAAGAGGACUAAUGUGGCCUUUUACCGAAAUGCUGCUUAUCAAUUAACAAGACUGUGCGAUCACCUUUUCAUUGGGUUUCUUGUCGGAAUCACCUUCCUCGAUCUGAGUGACACAGUCAGCACUAUGGCCUUACAAAACCGGGUCUUCGCAAUCUUCAUUUCUGGUUUCUUGCUUGCUUUUAUCGUCGUUCAAGUCGAGCCUAUGUUCAUCAUGGCUCGGACAAUCUUCCUUCGCGAGCUGGCAUCAAUGACAUAUACAGAGGAAGUGUUUGCCAUCAGCCAGUUUCUAGCGGAGAUUCCGAAUACAACUCUUUCGGCCGUAGCAUACUAUUGUUUAUGGUAUUUUUUGACAGGAUCUAACAAAACACCUAGCCGAGCUGGCUACGCAAUCCUAAUGAUUUGGCUUUUGGACAUUUUCGCCGUCAGUCUGGGGCAAGCAAUCGCAGCCUUGUCCCCGAGCAUCUUCAUCGCAAUGCAAGUCAAUCCAACGGUGGUUACAGUGUUGACCCUUUUCUGUGGUAUAAUCGUGCCACAGCCUCAGAUUAAAGCGUUUUGGCGGCAGUGGAUGUAUAACUUGGAUCCAUUUACCAGAUUGAUGUCAGGGCUAAUCGUCAAUGGACUUCAUGAUCUGCGUGUCACUUGCCGACCCGAAGAAUUCGCGCAGCUUCAACCGCCCCAUGGCCAUACAUGCGGUGCCUGGCUUUCUGACUUCAUUUCGAGAUUGGGUGGCUACGUACAAGAUGCGGAAGCGACGUCGGAUUGCAAUUAUUGUCGGUACGCUGUGGGGGAUGAUUAUUUCAAGCCUUUGAAUUAUUCGUACGCUAAUCGAUGGAGAGACUUGGGAAUCAUGGUUUCAUUUUGCUGCUUCAAUUUUCUCGUGACCGUUCUAGCAGCCAAAUUGUUAACCUCAAGAUACUCGCAUAGAUGA